Molecule: messenger RNA, 1370 nt
Organism: Chenopodium quinoa (quinoa)
Lineage: Eukaryota; Viridiplantae; Streptophyta; Magnoliopsida; Caryophyllales; Amaranthaceae
Product: thylakoid lumenal 15.0 kDa protein 2, chloroplastic-like
Exons: 6
Coding region: 451-1104 (217 amino acids)
Source: RefSeq, a predicted model, not a curated record
UUAUAAAAGAUUAAAUAAUAAGAGAUUGAGAGAAUUGAGAAUAGAUGAGUUGAUGAAUUGUAAAAAGAAAAGGAUGAUGAGUUGAUGUAUUUAUAGAGAGAAUUAGAGAAAGUAACCGUUAGAAGCAAAAACUAACAAGCAAAUUGCAAAAACUAGCCGGUAAAUUAGAGCUGUAGGGAAAUAUGGCUGUUGCUCGUGCUGUGCCGGGCCAAAAUUUCGUGCCACUCGCGGGCUCGUGCCAUAUCGGGCCGCUAGCGUGCCGCUGAUUUCUGACUCUCGAUCCACCGAGAUGAGUCGUGAAUUGUGACAUCCAAAAACUAAAUACUCCGUAAAUUAGAGGCGUUAGUGCGCUACAAAAAAUGGGCUAUCAGGCCCAAAUAAAAAAAAAUAAAUAAAAAAAUAAAAACAGAAUUCUGGAGUUGUCUUAUCCCACCUCUUCAAGGCAAAACAAUGGCGGUCCGCCCUCUUCCCUGGGCUAUUAAUGGCGGAAGACCGGCUAAAAUUAAUGCUCGAAUGACAACUCCUGCUAUUCCAAGAGCAAAAUUGAUCCAAUUUAAGAAAUGGGUAUCUGAAGUUGGGUCCAAAUCUCUGAAACUUGCUCUUUCUAGCUCUCUUGCUCUUGCACUCUCUUUUAAUGGAGUUCAGUAUGCUGAAGCCAAAACAGGUGUUAAUAAACCUGAAAUGCUCCCUAAAGAAUACACUGCUGUUAUUGAUGUGGCUGGCUUCCUUUCUGCUGGGCAGGAAAAGAGGCUUGCAGAGGAGAUUGCUGACCUUGAGAAAGAUACAGGAUUCAAGUUGAGAAUCUUGGCGCAGAAUUACCCAGAUACGCCUGGGUUGGCUAUCAAGGAUUUUUGGCAAGUGGAUGAUAGAACAAUUGUCUUUGUUGCUGAUCCUACUUUUGGGAAUAUAUUGAAUUUCAAUGUGGGAGCUCAAGUUGAUCUUGACAUACCACGUAGUUUCUGGAGUCGUUUGGCUGGGAAAUAUGGAAAUAUAUUCUACUGGAAAGAACAGGGAGAAGAUGCAUCGAUUGAAGCUGCCGUUAAUGCUAUAUCUUAUUGCUUAAGAGAACCUGUUGGUCCGAGUAAUUGCUCAGAGGUAAGAUAAAUGGAACUUUCUUGGAGACCAAGGAAGAAAUGCCCUGUUUUGAUAGCUUAAAAUAGUGAUAUUGUUACAUAAUUCUUUUGGAAGUUGGUAUGCUCAUUGAAGUUUCCUGUAUGUUCAUAGAAGUUUCCUUUCCCUGUGUAAUUUCAAAAUUCACAUGCUACAAAUCAUUACAGAAUAUAUGACUUGUAAAUUUAAUUUUAAACAAACAUUUGUCUAUUGAUUAUAUUGAAUCCCAAAUUAGCAAUAUGCAAUUUUAAAACUUAGAA